AACCGCAGCGAGGGUGGCAAGAAAGUUUAUCAAAGCUCCCUCCACCAACGUCUCGCUUAGCGACAUCAAUCCUGGGCUGAAUCGUGGCCGUAAAUCGAGGACUAACUGCAACGGAGCAUAGAAUGGGAUCCAAUAUUCGGGAACAGGCUGAAACCAGUUCUAGAUGUUUGACUUGCUGAAUAUACAAUUAAAGCUUUAUGUACACAAAGGAAGCAGCACCAUAUUAAGGUCACCAGAGCAGCUUGAAGUGGGUGUGGAGUCACAGAGAAUUAUUUUCAUUUUCACUUCGACUUUCAAGCUGAACUCUCGAUCUUUCGGGCGGGGAGAUUUUUAUUUUUAUUUUUUGAAAAAAGAACUUAUUUUCCAGGUGACUAACUCGAAGGGCUGAAUCCAGAGGGAAUUUAAUUUUUAAAAAACAAACAGGAGGCAUUUAAGGACGUGCCAGGAUGCCGUGCCGGGAAUCGAGUGGGUCGGAAAGCUACUUGAUCUGGAUCCGAAGCCAACUUCAGAACCACUUGAUCCUGAUGGCUUUCUCUCUGUCUCUGGGAUCGGUGUAAUCGGGAGGAGAAAAAAUGUUCCUGAUGCUUCACAUCGUCUUGAUGAUCCACUUGCUGUUCCUUCCGGAUACCUGGUCCUGUGAAUCGUGGGAAUACUCAAUUGGAGGGGAGUGUUGUCCCAAGUGUGACCCAGGACUCCGCGUUUUAACGCAUUGCACCCGUAGUACCAAUACAGUCUGCGUUCCCUGUAACCCCGGAUGGUUUAUGGACCACCCGAAUGGACUGACCAUGUGCUUAAAGUGCCGACAAUGUUCUCCAGGGAAUCACAUGCAAGUGAAGGAGCGGUGCCACUAUUCGCAGAACACGAAAUGCACCUGCCAGCCGGGUUUUUUCUGUUCUUACCAACUGGAGGAGGAUUCUUGCGACAUUUGCGUGAGGCACUCAAACGCACCCCCGGGUUUUAGGGUGACGCAAGUUGGCACCGAAACUCAGGACGUGAAAUUUGAACCCUGUCCUCCGGGGACAUUUUCAUCGAAAGAAAUGUCCUUGUCUUGCGUGAAAUGGACCGAUUGCAGUGAGAAAGACAUGGUCAAAACACGCAGCGGUAAUGCAACUUCUGAUGUGGUGUGUGAGCCCCUACCUCAAAGCCACCUGCCUCUAAUCUUGGGUCUCGGCAUCCCCGCUGUGCUGAUUCCCCCGGCCUUCCUUUUAGCCUUCCUACUUUGGAGGAAGAAAGCCUUCGGCAAAAAAAAAGAGGUUCAGGCAGAACAGCCACAGGAGAAGGAUCAUAUGAUGACACCCAUUCAGGAAACUGCCCCAAACAUUGGAGAGCCGAGUUACGCAUAAUGUUGAGAGGCGACAAGGUUCACAAUACUACCGAGGCCAGCCACAACUUGUGAGUUUGUGGUGGGAAAAAGCUGACUGUAAUUAGAUGUCCUCUGUUGGGAUCUGUUUGAAAGCAUCCCGUUCCAGAUUCAUGGACCAAGUUGAAACACAUGCGGACCUACAGAGGGGAAAAUCUCUCUUCUCAAGGAAGGGCAAAACACUGAUCUUACCAGAAAAGAACACUACAAAACACACACACACAGACACAGACAGUAACACAAUUUUUCUGGCAAGCAUCGGCGUUCUCGCAGCAUCCGGGAACAAGCAGGGGGUUGGACUAGAAGACCUUCGAGGUCCCUUCCAGCUCUAUGACUCCACGCUUUGAAAAUGAAGAGCCCCCUCUGACUGCGGGUAGUCCUCGGCUAACGACUGAGCCUAAAGUAUUUCUGUUGCUAAGCGAGGUAUUGGCCACAGUUGUUAAGGUGGAAGUGGUUAGUUAAGUGAAUCUGGUCUUCCCCGGGGACUUUAAUUGUCACUAGAUCACAAAGAGGGAUCACCGGAGCCCGGGACGCAACAACCAUCGUAACCAUGAGUCCGUUACCAAUUCCGAUGGCGUGGCCAUCAUAAAUACGAGACAGUUGCCAAGCUGACUCAAUUCUGAUCCAUUCCGAAUGCCGCGACGGUUGUAAAAGUGUGAAAAAUGGGUCAGUUUUCAGCGCCGUUGUAACUUCAGCCACUAAAUGAACUCUUGAAGUCCA
Messenger RNA from Thamnophis elegans (Western terrestrial garter snake), 2080 nucleotides. It is a transcript of the gene TNFRSF14, whose product is annotated as TNF receptor superfamily member 14. The record is from RefSeq and is a predicted model, not a curated record. The transcript is spliced from 8 exons. NCBI's taxonomy places the organism in Eukaryota, Metazoa, Chordata, Lepidosauria, Squamata, Natricidae. Gene Ontology annotation, biological process: positive regulation of T cell migration; immune response; apoptotic process. Gene Ontology annotation, cellular component: external side of plasma membrane; membrane. Gene Ontology annotation, molecular function: transmembrane signaling receptor activity; protein binding. Bases 573 to 1343 code for a protein of 256 amino acids.